Molecule: messenger RNA, 2917 nt
Organism: Saccostrea echinata
Lineage: Eukaryota; Metazoa; Mollusca; Bivalvia; Ostreida; Ostreidae
Product: dynein axonemal intermediate chain 4-like
Exons: 24
Coding region: 77-2596 (839 amino acids)
Biological process (GO): cilium movement
Cellular component (GO): axonemal dynein complex
Molecular function (GO): dynein heavy chain binding; dynein light chain binding
Source: RefSeq, a predicted model, not a curated record
GGCAACUGAAAAGCAUUGUAAUAUGGCGACUAUUUAGCAAGUGUGCGAAAAUUUUAGUAACAGAACUUUGUGAAACAUGUCAACGUCAAAGUCCCGCAAAAGUCAAUACCUAAAUCCAGGUACCAGCCAAGUUGCAGCCAGCACUACAUCACGGAAGGGAAAUGUUGGUGCUUCAGUGAAUAAAAGCAAAUAUGGAGGGGGUGGUACUAUGUAUGCCAGUGUCCGAUCACGGACUAAUAUCCUGUCAUCAGCCAGCAAAAGAAGUGUGGCUCAGAGUGACAAGGCAGUUACCAAACCACCUGUUCAGGUGUUAGAUGAAGCUGGUAAUGAUGUGACUCCACUUCCCCUGCUACAUUCAGAUCCAUCAGCUGUGAAGAAGAACCAGAGUAACAUUCUGGCCGACAGCUCUGCUGGAACACCCACAGAUCUCAUGUCCCAAGCCUCCAUUUACAACACAGGAAAUGUCACAGCAAGUACAUUUGGAGGCGGACCCUUUACAAGGUCUGUGUUCAGUGCAUCUCAAGGAACAACUUCAGAUUCUAUGAUGGGGGAGGAUAUUACAGAACCCUCCCAAGAUAUGUCUUCAGCAUGGGCAGAUAUUCGUCACAAGAGAGAGGAAGUAAAGGAGACAUUGACGGAUGCCGACCUGGAGAAGAUAGUUGACCUGACACUGACCGAGACAGAAACCAUCUGGUUACUGGACAUGCCUGGAACCUCUGUGUCAACAGAGUCUGAGGAAGCAGCAAGUGUUAAAAAGAGGAACGAAGAGUACCAAGAGUUAAAGAAGACAAGAGUGGGGAAUGACAGGUAUGCAGAGAGAGGGAUGAACACAUUCAAUGAACCAGCCAAGUAUAAAACAGUCCAGACAACAAAGAUAACCUGUGUAGACUCAGGUGUCAUGGCAACAACUUGGGACAUGUAUGACACAUUUGAACAGAGGGACCAAGAAAUCCGAGCAAAAGAGAAAGAGGAAGAAGAAGAGGGUACAAUCAGUCGACCGAGCAGCCCAAAGGAGGCAGAGGAGGGUAAACCAGCCUCCAAGACAGACAUCGGGGAACCCACAGGACUGGUCCGCGAAGACUCUGUGAAGCCUCAUGUGUCUGAGCGACCCCCUACAGAGAGUCGAGCGACCAUGGCCUCCUCUGUUGCCGGUUCAGAGAGCGUGUUUGCCAGCAAAGAAACUGGAGUGUCCUCCAUUCCCAGUGAUUUAUCAGCCGUAGAGGAGGAAAAAAUAUUCAAGUCAGAAAAUUUCCAAAGAGAUUUAUUUAUUAUGGAGCGAGUGGUAAACCUGAACACAUAUCAACCAAAACAGGCAUUAUACAGGAAUUUCCCCAUUAUACCAGAUAUGGACAGAGAGAGUACAGAGCUAGGAGACAAACAGGUCAGCAUGGUCAGUGACAUGGGGCCAAACUUUGACCGUCUCUGGUCCUACUCAUGUAAACUGACCAGUGGACGCAACAUCAGCUGUAUGUCUUGGAACAAGCUCAACCCAGAUCUGGUUGCUGUAGGAUACGGGGAAUUUGAAUUUUCAGAUCAGAAGUCCGGCUUAAUCUGUUGCUGGUGUCUUAAAAAUCCUGAUUAUCCUGAGAGAGUGUAUGCCUGUAAGGAGGGGGUUACAGCUAUUGAUUUCUCCAAGGCCUACCCCAAUCUUCUGGCUGUUGGUAUGUAUGAUGGAGGGGUUGCCAUUUACAAUGUGGCCAGCAACAAGGAUGAACCAAUCAUUGACAACUUCCACACACCUGGUAAACACACAGCGCCAGUGUGGCACAUAAAGUGGAUCGAGAAAGAGCGGGGGUCAGGGGAGGAGACAUCAGAGGUAGUAGUCUCCAUCUCUACAGAUGGUCGGGUCACUCAGUGGUCCAUUAGGAAGGGAUUCGAGUGCUAUGACAUCAUGAAACUGAAGAGAAUGCCCACAAGAAUGGGAGGAAAGAAAGAGAAGAAAGGUGAGGCCUUUAUCUCCAGACAUGCUGGAGGGAUGUGCUUUGACUUCCACCCCAAAGAACCAAACAUAUACGUAGCAGGGACUGAAGAGGGCCAUAUCCACAAAUGUUCUUGUUCAUAUAAUGAACAGUAUCUAGAGACCUAUUAUGGGCACACAGGUCCAGUGUAUAAGAUAGAGUGGUCCCCCUUUGUCAGUGACAUCUUUAUGAGCUGCAGUGCUGACUGGAGCAUCAGACUGUGGCACCAGGAGAGGACACAGCCAAUCCUCAACUUCUUCUCCUCCACAAAAUCAGUAUAUGAUGUUGUUUGGUCUCCUAAAUCUUCCACGGUGUUUGCUUGUGUGAACGAGGGAGCUGUGGAGGUCUGGGAUCUCAGUAUCAGCACGUUGGACCCAAUCAUCACCAAUAACCCAACAUCAGGUGCCAAAAAGACCUCCGUCUCCUUCUCCAAGAACUCAGAUUGUAUACUGGUAGGUGACAGUAAAGGAGAACUAACGGUGUAUCAGCUCAGAAGUAUGCCUGAACCUCCAGCUAAUCAGGAGGAUGCAUUAAGGAACGUGAUCAAGGCUUCCCUGGCUAGUCAGCUACAACAGGACCUAAAAAAGAAAGAAGAGGAGGCCAAGGAAUUAGAACAGGACAUUGACGAGGACAUCUAGAUAACGAGGAUAGAAAGGGCAAGACAGACCACAAAGCAAGCACAGGGAUCUGUGUCAUGUGUGCAUUUAUAAGAACUUCAUCACCCAUACAUGUUUUACUCCCUUUAUUGAAUGGGAAAAGACUUGACAACCUUGAUAACACAUUUGGGAUGUAAUUGUUUAUUUGGACAGUCUUUAUGAUGUUAUUUGAAUUAUAUGUCUUACUAUUGUUGAGACUCUGAAAAUUCCGUCCUGUCUUGUUUUUGUGAUAUUAACAACUGAACAAUUAUUUUUUUGUAUUUCUCAUGUUAAUUUUACAAAAUAUUAAAAUAUACAAAUAGA